Molecule: messenger RNA, 984 nt
Organism: Laccaria bicolor S238N-H82
Lineage: Eukaryota; Fungi; Basidiomycota; Agaricomycetes; Agaricales; Hydnangiaceae
Product: GTP-binding protein sar1
Exons: 9
Coding region: 137-706 (189 amino acids)
Biological process (GO): intracellular protein transport; membrane organization; endoplasmic reticulum to Golgi vesicle-mediated transport
Cellular component (GO): endoplasmic reticulum exit site; COPII vesicle coat
Molecular function (GO): GTP binding; GTPase activity
Source: RefSeq, a predicted model, not a curated record
AAGCAAGUUGGCGAAGCUAAAGAGCAUUGGCCAACUUAGAAAAUGGUUCGCGGGCGCUUGUGCAUCUCGGCUUCAUUCUAGCACUACGUGUCACACGCGUCACAAUUCACACUACACUCGUCUCCUCCUACCCACCAUGUUCAUUCUUCAAUGGUUCUGGGAUGUUUUGGCUCAACUGGGUCUAACCCACAAGAACGCCAAGAUUCUCUUCCUUGGCCUCGAUAAUGCAGGAAAGACAACCUUGUUGCACAUGCUCAAAAACGACAGGCUGGCCACCCUGCAGCCCACACUCCAUCCCACAUCGGAGGAGCUGGCCAUUGGCAACGUCAAAUUCACAACUUAUGAUUUGGGUGGACAUUCGCAAGCUCGUCGCCUGUGGCGUGACUACUUCCCCGAAGUAGACGGCAUCAUCUUCCUUGUCGACAGUGCCGACUUCGAACGUUUCUCAGAGGCGAAAGCAGAGCUUGAUGCUCUUCUGUCUAUUGAGGAUCUUUCAAAAGUUCCUUUCCUUGUUCUUGGAAACAAGAUCGACGCUCCUGGCGCUGUGAGUGAGGAGGAAUUGAGGCAUCACCUUGGUCUUUACCAGACCACUGGCAAGGGCAAGGUUCCCCUAAGCGACAUCAGGCCGAUUGAAAUCUUCAUGUGCUCAGUGGUCCAGAGGCAGGGCUAUGGAGAGGGUUUCCGGUGGAUUUCUCAAUACAUUUAAUUUCUACCAUCGUAGUAUGACCUUUCAUAGACUUUAUAGCUACUUAUGCAUUCAUUUCGUUUUGACCACCCCUUCCCCCCCUCUUUGGCACAGCGAAAGACGAACAAGCGGAAUGGGGUACCGCUAGAACUUCUUCCCUAUUUUCCAUCUGAAAAGCCAUCUACUGACCUUGCCUUCAUAGCCUUUAGAAAUGCUAUCUCGUGUAGCAGACUACUUCAGCCCUUUGAGCCUCAUAUGUUUGUAAAGCGUCGUGAAAUUGGACUUUUUUUUAUCUCCAA